This is a messenger RNA of Thecamonas trahens ATCC 50062, 1280 nucleotides long. RefSeq lists its product as uncharacterized. Lineage: Eukaryota; Apusomonadida; Apusomonadidae. The coding region runs from base 119 to 1261 and encodes 380 amino acids. The record is from RefSeq and is a predicted model, not a curated record. The transcript has a single exon.
UUUCUGCUCGUUGCUCGUUUGGGCAGUUUGGGCGGUUUGUGUGGCGAGGAAGUCGAGGACAGAGCAGAGAGAGAGAAAGAGAGAGGAAGAGGGAGAGAGGGAGGUAGUGUGAGCGAGUAUGGCGUGUGCAGGGGAAGAUGGAGACCGGCCUAGGAUUGGAGGCUUUGUCCGGCCAAGCUCGUCGUACUGGGAGCCGACAGAGGAGCGGGAGGCCUUGGCAGGACGACUGGUGGCCGAGCUGGAGUCUGCCGGAUACGAUGUGGACGAAGUGACGGCGUGGAGGUUCCUCAUUGCGCGAGAGUGGAAUUAUGAAAAGGGCAAGCAGCUGCUGAUUGAUGACAUUCAUUGGCGCGAGGAGCAUCCAGAGCUGGUGGAUGUGGAUGAUGAUGAGAUUGUAGAGGAGCUGGAGAGCAACAAGGCCUUUCUUCAUGGAUUUGAUAGCCUGGGCAGGCCGAUCAUGGUGUUUAUUCUGCGGAGGCACGACAAGAACACCCGCGAUCUGGACCACUCGACAAAGUAUGUGAUGCGGCAGAUUGCGCGCGGCAUUCGGACGGCCGAGCAACACGGCCAGUUGCAGUUCUCGGUCGUCCUUGAUCGCUACGACACCGGCCGGGCCAACUCGGACACCACCAUGGUCCGCAGCCUGAUGGCCAUUCUCUCGGAUCACUACCCGGAGCGGCUCGGCACCGCAUACGUGCUGUAUCCAAACUGGCUCUUCUCCAUUGCCUACCGUAUCGCCAAGGCCUUUUUGCCUAAGCGGACCAUGGACAAAGUCCUGCUCUUCUCGGGCGACACGAUGUUUGACGAGUUACACCAGUACAUUGCACCGGAUCAGCUGCAGCCGGCGUACGGCGGCACGUCGAGCUACGAGUACACGUUUGCCAAUGAGGCAGCCGAAGACGCUGUCCGCUUUGGCUCGGCUUCGGGAGCCGCUGGCGAGAGCGCGGCCUACCUUGCCGACUACGGCUGGUCGGACACCGCCUCGGCCGUCUUUUACACCGCCACCGAGGCGUCGUGCGACUCGAUCCCGAGUGACUUUGACGACGAGCUCGAGCUCAACGCCGGGCCCAACGGGCGGUCUGCAGGCGCAAGCCCGGAAGUUGCCGCCCGGGUGGCCGAGCUCGAGGCCGAGGCCGCGGCCUAUGAGUCCAAGCUCGACGUCGUCACCGCCCGCAUCAAGCGCCUCGACGCCCGCAUCCGCAACACCCAGGCGACGCUGGCCCAGGCUCCGGCCAAGAAAUCGUGCUGCGCCAUCCAGUAAAGCUAGACCAGCGAUCGGA